ACUCAUCAAAUUACAAUAAUGUUGACCUGUGUUUCGACGAAAAGACUUUUAAUUUACUUUAUGACUUAACCAAACAGACACCAAAUGAAUACAAACAAAUAGAAGCGAGUGUGGAUUGGUUGGCGUCUGACAUCGAUCAGUCAGAAGUGGAAUCUGUAUGGACAAUACCAACUGACGAAGCUGAAGAUAUUGAUUAUUACGAUGAUAUUUCUACUUUAAAAGUCGAAGAACCUGAUCAUCAAUGUGUAAUUAUCGAUACGAUUAAUGAUAAAGUUCAAAAGUUUCCAAUCCUGUAUUUCCGAUCAAACAACUACAAGGAACGUGGAAUUGGAUUUUGCAUCUGUAGAUGA
Molecule: messenger RNA, 350 nt
Organism: Ambispora gerdemannii
Lineage: Eukaryota; Fungi; Glomeromycota; Glomeromycetes; Archaeosporales; Ambisporaceae
Source: the annotation of a GenBank genome assembly